Messenger RNA from Eriocheir sinensis (Chinese mitten crab), 1524 nucleotides. Its product is annotated as zinc finger protein 84-like. The transcript has a single exon. Lineage: Eukaryota; Metazoa; Arthropoda; Malacostraca; Decapoda; Varunidae. The record is from RefSeq and is a predicted model, not a curated record. Bases 1 to 1524 code for a protein of 507 amino acids. Gene Ontology annotation, molecular function: RNA polymerase II cis-regulatory region sequence-specific DNA binding; DNA-binding transcription activator activity, RNA polymerase II-specific. Gene Ontology annotation, biological process: regulation of transcription by RNA polymerase II. Gene Ontology annotation, cellular component: nucleus.
AUGAGUGCCAAGAGUGUGGGAAAAGACUCCCUGGGAAGGGUGACCUCACCAAGUACACCCACACACUCUGGAGGAAGACCUCAUGAAUGCUGUGAGUGUGGCAAAAAGUUCAGUACAAAGAGUGACCUCAACAGACACACCCUUACACACACUGAUGAAAGACCUCAUGAAUGCCAUGAGUGUGGCAAAAAGUUCAGUAGGAAAAGUACCCUCAACAGACACACCCAUAUGCACACUGGUGAAAGACCUCAUGAAUGCCAUGAGUGUGGCAAAAAGUUCAGUAGGAAGAGUGACCUCAACACACACACCCUUACACACACUGAUGAAAGACCGCAUGAAUGCCAUGAGUGUGGCAAAAAGUUCAGUAUGAAGAGUACCCUCAAGGCACACACCAUUACACACACUGAUGAAAGACCUCAUGAAUGCCAUGAGUGUGGCAAAAAGUUCAGUAGGAAGAAUGACCUCAACACACACACCUUUACACACACUGAUGAAAGACCUCAUGAAUGCCAUGAGUGUGGCAAAAAGUUCAGCAGGAAGCGUUACCUCAAGAAACACACCCUUACACACACUGAUGAAAAACCUCAUGAAUGCCAUGAGUGUGGCAAAAAGUUCAGAAGGAAGAGUGACCUCAACACACACACCCUUACACACACUGGUGAAAGACCUCAUGAAUGCCAUGAGUGUGGCAAAACGUUCAUUGUGAUUAGUCACCUCUACAGACACGCCCUUACACACACUGGUGAAAGACCUCAUGAAUGCCAAGAGUGUGGCAAAAAGUUCAGUAGGAAGAGUACCCUCAACACACACUCCCUUACACACACCCUUACACACACUGGUGAAAGACCUUAUGAAUGCCGUGAGUGUGGCAAAGAGUUCAGUAUGAAGGGUGCCCUCAACACACACACCCUUACACACACUGGUGAAAGACCUCAUGAAUGCCAUGAGUGUGGCAAAAAGUUCAGUAGGAAGAGUAACCUCAACAGACACACCCUUACACACACUGGUAAAAGACCUCAUGAAUGCCAUGAGUGUGGCAAAAUGUUCAUUCAGAAGAGUACCCUCAACACACACACCCUUACACACACUGGUGAAAGACCUCAUGAAUGCCAAGAGUGUGGCGAAAAGUUCAGUCGGAAGAGUGCCCUCAACAGACACACCCUUACACACACUGGUGAAAGACCUCAUGAAUGCCAAGAGUGUGGCGAAAAGUUCAGUAGGAAGAGUCACCUCAACAGACACACCCUUUCACACACUGGUGAAAGACCUCAUGAAUGCCAUGAGUGUGGCAAAAAGUUCAGUGCUAAGAAGAACCUCAACAGACACACCCUUACACACACUGGUGAAAGACCUCAUGAAUGCCAUGAGUGUGGCAAAAAGUUCAGUGCUAAGAAGAGCCUCAACAAACACACCCUUACACACGCUGGUGAAAGACCUCAUGAAUGCCACGAGUGUGGCAAAAAGUUCAGUAGGAAGAGUGACCUCAACACACACACCCUUACACACGCUGGUGAAAAAUCCUAA